Branchiostoma belcheri (Belcher's lancelet) is the source of this 2957-nucleotide messenger RNA. Its product is annotated as kelch-like protein 2. Gene Ontology annotation, molecular function: protein binding. The record is from RefSeq and is a predicted model, not a curated record. Bases 149 to 1873 code for a protein of 574 amino acids. The transcript has 12 exons. Lineage: Eukaryota; Metazoa; Chordata; Leptocardii; Amphioxiformes; Branchiostomatidae.
UGACCUUUGACCCAAAAUACACGCAUGCGUACUAGAUUCUAUCGAAAUGGUGACGGGAGAAAACCAGCUAAAGGACUAGAAAUAUUCUAUAUUUCCGUGAAAUAGAGACGUUUCAGAUCAAAAUCCUCCUGACAGAAGCCGCCCCACCAUGGAGUCUCCAGCGAGUGUGAUGAGUGACUUCCCAGCCUACAGGAACCACAGUCACACACAGAAGGCUUUUGAAGUCAUGAACCAUCUCAGAAAACAGAACCAGUUAUGUGAUGUUAUCCUGGAGGCAGACGGUGUAGAGGUGCCGGCUCACCGCCUGGUCCUGGCCUCGUGCAGCUCGUACUUCCACGCCAUGUUCACGGGAGAGCUGUCGGAGGCCCACGCGGAGAGAGUCACCAUGCAGGAGGUGGACGGGAAAGCCCUGGUCCUGCUGGUGGACUAUGUCUACUCCUCAGUCAUCCAGGUUACAGAGGAAAAUGUUCAGGCGCUACUUCCCGCGGCUAACCUUCUCCAGUUGACGGACGUCCGAGACGCGUGCUGCGAUUUCCUCCAAUCACAGCUCCACCCCACCAACUGUCUGGGGAUCCGAGCCUUUGCCGACCUCCAUUCCUGCGCAGACCUACAUAACUACGCUCACACUUACAUAGAACAACACUUCGCUGAAGUUGUGCAAGGGGAGGAGUUUCUGAACCUGAGUAUCAAUGCAGUGUGCAAUCUGAUUGCCAGUGACCGGCUAACAGUACCAUCAGAGGAAAAGGUAUUUGAGGCGGUGGUAUCGUGGGUAUCACACAACAUAAACGAUCGUCAGGACUUCAUGCCGCGCCUCAUGGAACACGUCCGCCUCCCGCUCAUGUCCCGAGAGUUCCUCGUAUCCCGCGUGGAAGAGGAACCUCUCGUCAAGUGUAACAACGCGUGCAAAGACUACCUAAUCGAAGCCAUGAAGUACCAUCUGUUGGCCAGUGAACAGAGAUCUCUACUGAAAACACCCAGAACAAGACCAAGAACGCCAAUAGGACUUCCAAAGGUGAUGUUUGUGGUAGGAGGACAGGCACCCAAAGCUAUUCGGAGUGUGGAAUGUUUUGAUUUUAAAGAGGAGCGUUGGUACCAGGUAGCAGAGAUGACUACAAGAAGAUGUCGAGCAGGAGUGGUAGUUAUGAACGGACUAAUAUAUGCUGUCGGAGGCUUUAACGGAUCGUUACGAGUACGAACUGUCGAUGUGUACGACCCAAGCAAGGACAUCUGGUCAUCUGUACAGAGCAUGGAGGCAAGACGCAGCACCCUCGGCACUGCAGUACUGAAUGAGUACAUCUACGCUGUGGGAGGGUUUGACGGAUCAUCAGGGUUGAACACAGCAGAGUACUAUGACCAGAGGACCAAUGAGUGGAGGCCCAUUGCCUGUAUGAGUACCAGAAGAAGCAGUGUAGGGGUGGGGGUGGUCAAUGGUUUGCUGUAUGCAGUAGGAGGUUACGAUGGGUCAUCCAGACAGUGUCUAAGCUCGGUGGAAUGUUACAACCCAGCCCUGAACGAGUGGAAACCUGUAGCUGACAUGAGCACAAGAAGAAGUGGAGCAGGUGUAGGUGUGGUGGAUGGUCUCUUGUAUGCUGUUGGUGGACACGACGGACCUCUAGUUCGUAAAAGCGUGGAAGUCUACAACCCAGAGACUAACUGUUGGAGCCAGGUGGGAGACAUGAGUCUCUGCAGAAGAAAUGCAGGUGUGUGUGCUGUAAAUGGACUUCUUUACGUUGUCGGGGGCGACGACGGAUCGUCCAAUCUGGCGUCAGUAGAGUGCUACAACCCUCGCACGGACACGUGGACCAUGCUUACCACGUGCAUGGCAACAGGGCGCAGCUACGCGGGAGUGUGUGUUUUAGAUAAACCACUAUGACACCGUGACAACUCGGAGAGUAACUGUACCAACAUAUCACUCAGCAUAUUCUAUUUAAAGUGUUUAUGAAUAGUUUAGUGAGGUAACAGUUGUUGUACUAGGAAAGGUUAGGUACAAUGUAGUGUUUGUGGGAAUCUUUUGAAGGAUUAAAAGAAAGUUCAAAUUCCCAUUCCCGUGGUAAUAAAAUAUACAAAAUUCACUGUUGUUAUUUUUUAUAGCAGUUAUACCAGACUUUUUUGUACUGUGAAUUUAAGUUUUGGUUAAGCUGAAUAUUUAUUAACAAAGGAUUCUAAGAAUUAUUUUCAUGUAACUCAUGACUUGAUGGUUGAAAAUUACAACUGUAGUCUCCAAGUUUAAAAAACAACUUCUUUGCAUGUUAAGAAAAUGGUCGGGUCUUGAAGAGAAACCAUCUGCACUAGACACUACUAUGUAUAUAUAAAAUUGCCUUUGUAAUAUUACUUCUUAAUUUGGCUAUGUUUGAUGAAGACAAUGUAAAAUUCAUCCACGCAGUUUCUUGAAACCUACAAAUCUUCAUACUACAAAUUUACUCCGAAUUAGUCUGACUUAACUGUGUAUUACAGAUGUAUAUGUAUAUAUAUUCAUGUGUCACAAAAGCUGUAUAGAUAUACGUGGAAGGCCUUUAGAAGAGCACACUGUAGUAUGUUAUUUUUUAAAUCUAGUUAGCAUGUAUUGGUGCACUGGAGCUUCAAAGCCAUUCCAAACCUAUGUCAAAUGCAUUUGGCAUUAUGAAGAAUGCACUUACUAAUGCUUCAGUGUCAUUGUAUAGGGAUAAUGAUGAUAUCAUAGAGGCACACUUCUCACAUGGGCAUUCUGUGUUGAUUUUGGUGACACAUAUCAGGAGCACAGCCUACUUUUUACAAUUUAUUCUGGACUAAGUCAACAAAAUGUAAGAACCAGAAAUCUUGCAACAAUAGAAUUGUGCAUGUACUGGUAAAGUAAAUGUAUUCCCUAGGAUACACAUGGAGAGAUACGCGUACAUGACACUAGAAUAGAGAGCACGUCGGCAGAAUGUACUGCACCUGCGUGAAACCCGUAAUGUAUUGUGCAAAGCAUUUUGACAGAA